AUGCCCAAGAGACCCGCUUUACCCGCAGCUCACUCAGCGAGAAUCCGGGAGGGCCUGCAAAAUGUUCAGCAAAAGACUAAGGCGAGGGCAGCCAGCCCGUUGUCCUUCGUGAGCUUGGAUCUUCUGCGCAACAUCAUCUUCUUCUACUUCCUUCUGCGCUGGACGCGCCGUGCGCUCUGGAAGCUCAAGGGCCGCGGCCUGCUGGGCACGCUGCGAGAAGUCUAUGGAGACACCCGCCGCGUGCUCUACGGCUACUUCCUGCGCCUGCCUGGCGUGCGUGCCAAGGUCAAGAAGGAGGUUGACGGCGCCCUGCGCAAGCUGGAGUCCAAGAUGGUGCCCGCCGACGCUACUCGCUAUCUGGCCCUGCCCAAGGAGGGCUGGACGCAGGAAGCUGUGCGCAAAGAGCUUGACGCGCUGGCGAACAUGGAUCAUACCCGCUGGGAGGACGGGUAUGUCUCGGGCGCAGUCUACCACGGCGAGGAUGACCUCCUGCGUCUGCAGACCGAGGCCUACGGCAAGUUCACCGUGGCGAACCCCAUCCACCCGGACGUCUUCCCCGGCGUGCGCAAGAUGGAAGCCGAGGUCGUUGCCAUGGUGCUGAGCCUGUUCAACGCCCCUCCCGGCGCGGCAGGCGUCACGACGAGCGGCGGCACAGAGAGCAUCCUAAUGGCGUGUCUCAGCGCACGGCAAAAGGCCUACCACGAGCGUGGCAUCACCGAGCCCGAAAUGAUCCUCCCCGAAACGGCCCACACCGCCUUCCGCAAGGCCGGAGAGUACUUCAAGAUCAAGAUACACGUCGUCGAGUGCCCCGCGCCAAGCUACCAAGUCGACAUUAAGCGCGUGGCCCGUCUCAUCAACCGUAAUACCAUCCUGCUCGUUGGCUCAGCCCCGAACUUCCCCCACGGCAUCAUCGACGACCUGACUUCCCUCUCUAACCUCGCCCUUCGCAAGCGCAUCCCCCUCCACGUUGACUGCUGUCUCGGCUCCUUCCUCGUGCCCUUCCUCUCCAAAGCCGGCUUCCCCUCGGCCCCAUUCGACUUCCGCCUGCCCGGCGUCACCUCCAUCUCCUGCGACACCCACAAAUACGGCUUCGCGCCCAAGGGCAACUCCACAGUCCUCUACCGCAACCAAGAACUUCGCGCCUACCAAUACUUCGUCGACCCCUCCUGGUCCGGCGGCGUCUAUGCCUCGCCAGGCAUGGCUGGCUCCCGGCCCGGCGCACUCAUCGCUGCGUGCUGGGCAUCUCUCAUGUCCGUCGGCGAGGAGGGGUAUCUCGCCGCCUGCCGCGAGAUUGUCGGCGCCACUAAGCAGCUCCUGCACCGCAUCCGGACAUCCCCCAUCCUCGCCGCCGAGCUGGAAGUCCUGGGCGAACCCCUCGUGUCAGUCGUCGCCGUUCGCGCGAGACAGCCUGACAUCAACAUCUACGACAUCGCCGACGGGAUGGGCGCGCGCGGAUGGCAUCUGAAUGCGCUGCAGAACCCGGCCGCGAUGCACGUCGCCGUGACGAAGCCCGUGGCGAAGGUGUGGUCGAGGUUGGCGGACGAUCUGGAGGCCGUUUGUAAGGAGGAGAGGGAGAAGGUCGAACAGAGGAGGAAAGAGGGGAAGGAUAAUAAGAUGGGCGAUACGGCGGCGCUGUACGGAGUUGCGGGCAGCUUGCCGAAUAAGAGCGUUGUUGUGGAGAUGGCGAGGGGGUUUUUGGAUUUGUUGUAUAAGGCCUAA
Molecule: messenger RNA, 1719 nt
Organism: Thermochaetoides thermophila DSM 1495
Lineage: Eukaryota; Fungi; Ascomycota; Sordariomycetes; Sordariales; Chaetomiaceae
Product: sphingosine-1-phosphate lyase-like protein
Exons: 2
Coding region: 1-1719 (572 amino acids)
Biological process (GO): carboxylic acid metabolic process; sphingolipid catabolic process
Cellular component (GO): endoplasmic reticulum
Molecular function (GO): sphinganine-1-phosphate aldolase activity; pyridoxal phosphate binding
Source: RefSeq, a predicted model, not a curated record